AUGGCCGACAAAGCUGAAAUUGCGGCGCUUGUUGAAGAAAAGUUCAAGUUCCCAAUUGGAGAUGGUUCCGCCGAUGCGUCAAGGCCUUCGUUCGAUAAAGCUGUGGAAGUGGAUGCCAACGAGACGUUACCCUUCGAGAAUUUUAUCAUGACUGGAACUAAUGCCAUUGCACCUAAUGUGACCACACCCCCUAUGAUCAAUACUUCCCAGAUUCCCGUGGCUGAACCAUCAAAUGAUGAAAGUGCAAAGCUAUUGGCCAAGCUUGAUCGGAGGCUUCGCGAGGUAGAGGGCUCGCACCACCCGCCUCCCAUUGACUUCUCCAUUUAUGCUAAGGUGCAAGUGCCGGAAAAGUUCAAAAUGCCAGAUUUUGAGAAGUAUGAGGGCACCUCCAACCCUAUCCAGCAUAUUCGGAUGUACCAAUCAUUGAUGUAUAAGUACAUAUCCAAUGGCCCCUUCAUGGUCCAAACUUUUCAAGCCGGUCUCAAGGAUGCAGCAAUGAGAUGGGAAGACCUUGAGCAAGCCGAGAUGAAAAAGGGAGAGAAUCUCAAGCAGUAUGCCACUAGAUGGAGGAAUAUCGCAUCUCAACUAAGGCCCGAGCCUCCCGAGCGUGAGCUAAUGAGGCUAUUUGUGUCUACUCUUCCCCAAGCUAUGAGAUCACGAUUGGUAGGAACCGCAGCCCAAUCUUUCGGUCAACUCGUUAUAAUGGGUGAAGAUAUUGAGAUUGCUAUGAAGAGGGGAUGGCUCGGUGAUAAUAGUUCAGCAAGCAAGCGUCCUCUAGUAAAGAAAGAACCGACAGCUGAGGUGAACAUGGUCUAUGCCCAAAAAGCUGUGGCUCAGAAUCCUGGAAAGCGGUUUGCCGCUCAACAGCAAGCCGGCUCUAGUCAACAAAAUCAGCGGACUUAUCAACGAAUUUCUAAGAGGCGGGCAGCAAAUCGUGUAUCGGGCCAUUAG
Molecule: messenger RNA, 951 nt
Organism: Rhodamnia argentea
Lineage: Eukaryota; Viridiplantae; Streptophyta; Magnoliopsida; Myrtales; Myrtaceae
Exons: 4
Coding region: 1-951 (316 amino acids)
Source: RefSeq, a predicted model, not a curated record